UUGAACGCAGUCCUGCGCUGUCGCUCGCUGUGUUGUGUACGUUACGUUAACAAAGUUUGUAAUUUUUAUUUUAGUUUGAUAAAAAAAUCCCUUAGCAGGCUCAUCUUUUGAUUAUUUUUUUUGAUUCAUCAGACAUUAUGAGUGAUAUUAUUACUAUGGUAGCUCCAGUUAACAUAGCUGUUAUAAAAUACUGGGGGAAACGCAACGAAGAGUUAAUUUUACCGUUAAAUGAUUCCGUUAGUGCUACUUUGGAUACGAAUGUAAUGUGCGCCAAAACUUCGGUCUGUGUAAGUCCUAACUUUUUGGAAGACGAGAUUUGGUUAAAUGGUGUGAAAGAAUCUUUUUCGAAUGAACGUAUGCAGAAUUGCCUCAGAGAAAUUAAAGUUAGAGCAACAGUUGAAAAAAGUGUUGACGAUGUUUUUCUAUCAUGGAAGAUCCAUGUUUGUUCGGAAAAUAAUUUUCCUACUGCGGCUGGGUUAGCAUCAUCAGCUGCCGGGUAUGCAUGUCUUGUAUCUGCGCUAGCCAAGGUUUAUAAAAUCAAAUCAGAUGUAAGUUCUAUAGCCAGGCUUGGUUCAGGCAGUGCUUGCCGCAGUGUUUAUGGAGGCUUCGUACGGUGGCACUCUGGCGUCAAAAUCGAUGGAUCAGAUUCAAUUGCAGUGCAAAUUGCAGAUAAAUCUCACUGGCCUGAGAUGCAUGCGUUGAUACUUGUAGUUGGGGAUACAAAAAAGAAAAUAAGUUCUACUAAAGGCAUGAGAAUAUCAACUAAAACUUCAGACUUGUUUCAAUAUAGAAUACAGAAUUGUGUACCUAAGAGAACUGAAGACAUAUGUGAAGCAAUUUUAGCAAAGGAUUUUGUUAAAUUUGGUGAAAUUACUAUGAAAGAUAGUAAUCAAUUUCAUGCAAUAUGUCUGGAUUCAUAUCCUCCCAUCACAUACAUGAAUGACAUAUCAAACAAAAUAAUUGAACUCAUUCAUAAGUACAAUAAUUUUCAUGGUGAAAUUAAAGUGGCUUAUACAUUUGAUGCUGGACCAAAUGCCUGUUUAUACCUUCUUCAGAAUGAAGUACCAAAGAUUUUACCUUUGAUUCAACAUAUUUUUCCAUCAUCAAACCCUGACACAUUUGUUACAGGAUUGCCAACUCAUUGUGAAAUGAUAAAUACUAAUUUACUUGAACUUUUUGCACAGUCUAACCAAAAGGAUUUGGUCAAAUAUGUUAUCCAUACUAAAGUUGGUGAUGGACCAGCUGAAGUAACUGAUGGUAGUCACUUGUUGGAUGAAUCUGGUUGGCCAAUAAACCCAAUUAUAACUUAAGAAAAAUCACAACACAAAUUACUCAAUGUAAUUGACUAAACAGAAAUGGGACUAAUGAUUGAGAUAUUUUAGUCUAAAUAUUUAUUGACAAAACAUUAGUGCUGAAUACAUGUUUGUAAGGACUGGUGCUGUUAGUUCAUAGAUUUAAUAAAUAAUGUAUAAUUUAUAUUAAAGGAAUUUUUCGUAAAAAGUUACUGCAAUUGAAAUUAUUUUGGAAAGAACAUUGUUUAAAAGCUUAAAUAUGUAUAGGAGAAAGUUACAAAAAUAAUAUCCUAAAAAUAAAAACAUUGCUACUAUUAGUCAAGCAAUUUUUAUUUAUCAGGAAGAACUACCAAUUCCUGACAAAUCUUUUGAUUCCAAUGUAAAUAGACCUAAGGAAAGACACUUUUCAAUAACUUUUAAUUUGUACAUGUACACUUGUGAGUAACCAAAUUGACUCAAGCGCUACCUCUGCAUUCAAACUUUGUUUUAAGUUUACAACAUUUUAAUAAAAAUGAUAUGUCAUUUGAAAGCUUGAAACUUCAGCUUUUAUGAGAUAUCAUCAUUAUUAAUAUCCAUGUAUACUUAUAUUAUUGGUGUCUGAACUUAAAUGGGUGAAAAAUGGGAUUAUGGAUAAUGGAGAAUUGACACAAAUAAAACACGUUUUUUCCCUAAUAAGUAUAAAAUUUAUUGGUUCAGUAUUUGGUAAUGCCCCCAUAGACCUAAUUACAGCCCAUAGUCAGUUCUUCAUUGAGCUUAUUAAUUUUUUCAUGGUGUCUUGAGGAAUAACUUCCCACUCCUCUAGCAAACCUGCCUUCAAUUCUUCUAGACUUGAAGGGGCUGGAUUUCUUGCUCGUACCCUUCGUUUGAGCUCGUCCCAUAAAUGCUCGAUGGGAUUUAGGUCUGGACUGAGUGCAGGCCAGUCCAUUGUGAGCAAAUCGACUUUUAGAAGGAACUGCUGAGUAACGCGCGCUGUGUGGCAUCGAACAUUGUCGUGCAUUAGGAUGAAGUCUUUGCCAACAAAUCCUGCAUAGGGCACAACAUGUUCCAGGGGAAUAUUUGUAAUAUACCCAUCAGCUGCCAGUCCUCCUCCAGGCACGAAAACGAGCUCGGUUUUACCCUCCAAGGAGAUACCAGCUCACAUCCGCCACCAUAGGCAACGGUUCGAGGCGUCGCGGCGUGCGGGAGUCUAAUUUAGGAUUGAUUCCUUUUUAGAUGCAGCGAGUGCGCGCUCCGUUUCAACGGAGUGGUCCUUGGUGUCCGUCCCUCCCCACCCUACUUUUCACCAUCGCCCUCGGUGCGGUCAAGCCCACCGGGUGAGACCCAUGAGAGGCCCGGUGAA
This is a messenger RNA of Chilo suppressalis (striped riceborer), 2631 nucleotides long. Lineage: Eukaryota; Metazoa; Arthropoda; Insecta; Lepidoptera; Crambidae. The record is from the annotation of a GenBank genome assembly.